UUUCCUCUUCAGGGAGUCGAAAUAAAUCAGUGAAAUAGUUUACAUAAUCUUUUUCAAAUCGUCAUAAAAAUAAAAUUUGUUAAUUUUUACGUAAAACCCAUAAACGUUAGAAAACAAUAGAAGUUGGAGUCAAUAUAACAACGUAAAUAUAAUCCAUUCACAAAAAUCACACAAAGGAAAUUUCAUGAAUAAACAAAACAUUGUCAUUACACAAAAUAUUAAAAAAUAAAUAAUUUAAACACACAAGCAAAUAAAUAAAUAAAUUAAACGGAGGCAAACGAAGAAAAUUUGAACUUGUGUCGUCAACUAUCAAGUCGCACCUGUCACAACAUCGACAAAUGCAUUUGCAUGCUAUUGUAGAAACACCUUUACAACUUAGUGUGAACUGAUACCUUUCAUUCUUUCUUUCAUUAUUUAUUUAAUAAAAGAGUUUCAUUGCAGUAAACGCACCAAGAUGUCAGAAGCCGAGGAGAGUUUGUCAUCGAAGAUUAAUGAAGAAUAUGAGAAGUCGAAAAUUUAUACGAACUUGGAAUUUUUGAGCGACUUUAAAAUUAUUACUCGAGGAGAACCAUUUUGUGUUCAUAAGGUUAUUUUAGCGAAAGAAAGUCCUUAUUUUUAUCAAUUAUUUCAAAAAGAUGGAGAAAUUAAGGAACUUAAUAUCCUUGAUAUUGAUAUAGAACCGACAGCAUUUAAUAACAUUCUUCAUUACAUGUACUCUAAUGAAUAUCCAAAGCACGGCUCAUAUGAUGUUAUUCUUGCCGCAGCGGAUAUUUUGAAAAUGAAAAAUUUAAAAAAUUACUGCGAAACUCAAAUAGAAAAAUUGAUAACUACGGAAAAUGUUUGUCAAUUUUUAAUAUUGUCGGUAGAAUUUUCCGCCAAGAUGCUAUUCGAAGAUUGUAUGUCUCUUAUUUUGAGAGGUAUUGAUGUUCUUGAUUUUUGUAUUCUACAAUGUAAACCACUCGUUGUUUUAAGUAUGUUGGAGGAAAUUUUCGAACGAAGAUGGAUGAUGGAUUCUUAUGUAAUUACUGAAUCCAUUAAUCUUUCAUUUGAGAAAAAGAUUGAAACGAAUCCGAAUUGUUUUCAAGGAAUUGAUUCAUUUUUAAAUAAUGAAAAAUAUAGUGACGUAACUUUUAUUGUCGGAGAAGAAACUUUUCGAGGCCAUAAAAUGAUUUUAUCAGCAAAAAGUCCUGUUUUUGAUAGAAUGCUUUCGAGUGAAAUGAAAGAAGCUCUCACGAAUGUUGUAGUGAUUGAGGACAUGGAACCAGAGGUUUUUUACGAAGUUCUAAGGUACAUUUAUACAGGAAAAGUGAAAUUUCCUCAAAAUGUUUUUCAAAUUCUAAAAGCUGCAGAUUAUUACAAUAUAGAGGAUUUAAAAAAUUUUACUGAAAAAUAUUUGGCGGAAAAGUUAACUGACUUGAAUGUAGUCGAUAUCGUCAAAUUUGCAGACACGUACAAUGCUUUUUUUCUUUUAAGACAUUGUUCUCAAUAUAUUGUUAAGAGAAUGAUUUUUAAACUAGAAAUGGGAGAGAAAAUUCCAUUUUCUUUAGAAAUGUUUGUUGAUUGUCAAAAUAAUUUUUUCUACGAAAUUCUAAACGUUUUGAUUGAGUUUUGUGAAAUUAAGUUUAUUGAAUUGAAUGAAUCAAUUAGUGAUUAUAAAGAGCCUGAAGAAGAUUGAUGAUUGAAGAUGAUUUUAAUUUUUAAUUAAAUACAUUUUUUUUUUUUUGAAAAUUGUACGAAAAUUCAGUUAUUUAAAUAAAAAUAUAAAUAAUUUA
Molecule: messenger RNA, 1772 nt
Organism: Leptopilina heterotoma
Lineage: Eukaryota; Metazoa; Arthropoda; Insecta; Hymenoptera; Figitidae
Product: ankyrin repeat and BTB/POZ domain-containing protein BTBD11-B-like
Exons: 4
Coding region: 455-1675 (406 amino acids)
Biological process (GO): regulation of proteolysis; proteasome-mediated ubiquitin-dependent protein catabolic process
Cellular component (GO): cytoplasm
Molecular function (GO): ubiquitin protein ligase binding
Source: RefSeq, a predicted model, not a curated record